GCGUAAAUCUAUGAAAGUAACAGUCACGGUAUCAUAAGUCGAGUUCAUUUCGGCUAUAAUUAGAAACUGUCCUUUUAGGCUCUUAAAUCUCCGCGCUGAUCUGAAAAAACCGCAAGACCUUGACCUCAGUCGCAAAGAUGACGAAAAAUCUCAUCUUACCACGAAGAAGCUUCUUAUAAGUAUAUGCAACCUCGAAUAUAUACUGGAAAAUGCUUUGAAAGGUAUCAACAAACGAAUGUUUGACUGCGGAGUAAAGUAUGCAGAUGAAGUUUACGAGAAGGCUAAGGCGAAGUUAUCACUUUAUCGGCAAACUCUGGUUCGGUGCUACAUAAUGAUCAAAAGUAGUGCUUUCUCAACGCUCAUAGAAUCAGCCAACUAUGAGUAUAUACCUGAUGAUGACGUAUCUGAUUAUGCCAAGGAAAUGAUGAUGUGUUGUGUAUUACAACAAGCAGAAUUAGAGCUUUGUUCACCUCAACUUACAUCCGAAUGUCUACAGCUCCUUUCUCCUUCCAGGCUACAGUACAAAAUGCUUUUGUUAAUUUAUUGGAUCAGCUAG
Cylicostephanus goldi is the source of this 556-nucleotide messenger RNA. NCBI's taxonomy places the organism in Eukaryota, Metazoa, Nematoda, Chromadorea, Rhabditida, Strongylidae. The record is from the annotation of a GenBank genome assembly.